This is a messenger RNA of Eruca vesicaria subsp. sativa (arugula), 417 nucleotides long. The record is from the annotation of a GenBank genome assembly. NCBI's taxonomy places the organism in Eukaryota, Viridiplantae, Streptophyta, Magnoliopsida, Brassicales, Brassicaceae.
AUGGAGGGAACAAACAGAAGGAGCAACAGCCAAAUAAAAGAUGACAAGCAAGCUCGUUUCCGAGGCGUGCGGAGGAGGCCAUGGGGAAAAUUUGCAGCAGAGAUUCGAGACCCAUCAAGGAACGGUGCUCGUCUUUGGCUCGGUACAUUUGAGACGGCUGAGGAUGCGGCAAGGGCGUAUGACCGGGCCGCCUAUAACCUUAGAGGCCAUCUCGCUAUACUUAACUUCCCUAAUGAGUAUUAUUCGCGUAUGGACGACUAUUCACUUCGCCCUCCUUAUUCUUCUUCUUCGUCAUCUUCGGCUUCAACUUCUACGGGUGUUAAUCGACAAAAUCAAAGGGAAGUUUUUGAGUUUGAGUAUUUGGACGAUAGGGUUCUUGAAGAACUUCUCGAUUCGGAAGAAAGAAAUAAACGGUAG